This is a messenger RNA of Lachancea sp. 'fantastica', 1665 nucleotides long. The record is from the annotation of a GenBank genome assembly. Lineage: Eukaryota; Fungi; Ascomycota; Saccharomycetes; Saccharomycetales; Saccharomycetaceae.
AUGACUUACGGCGGUAGAGACCAACAGUACAACAGAGACAACUACAGCUCUCGUGGAGGUGAUUUCCGUGGGGGAAGAUCCUCUGACAGAAACUCGUGGAACAGAGACGGUGGCUACUCUAACGGCGGAGGUCGUGGUGGCUACCAACGUGGUGGUGGCUACACCGAACCACAGGAGCUGAUUGCUCCUAACUGGGACGAAGAAUUGCCAAACUUGCCAAAAUUCGAAAAGAACUUCUACGUGGAACACGAAACUGUUCGUGACCGUUCCGACGAAGAAGUGGCUGCUUUCAGAAAGGCCAACGAAAUGACCAUUUACGGUAAAAACAUUCCAAAGCCAAUCACCAACUUCGACGAAGCUGGAUUCCCAGACUACGUGUUGACAGAAGUGAAAGCUGAGGGUUUCGAAAAACCCACCGGUAUCCAAUGCCAAGGUUGGCCUAUGGCUCUCUCUGGUAGAGACAUGAUUGGUGUUGCCGCCACCGGUUCCGGUAAGACCUUGUCUUACUGUCUACCUGGUAUCGUGCACAUCAACGCCCAGCCUUUGCUAUCACCAGGUGAUGGUCCAAUUGUCUUGGUGUUGUCUCCAACCAGAGAAUUGGCCGUUCAAAUCCAAACGGAGUGCUCCAAGUUCGGCAAAACUUCCAGAAUCAGAAACACUUGUGUUUACGGUGGUGUUCCAAAGGGUCAACAGAUCAGAGACUUGACCAGAGGUGCCGAAAUCGUCAUUGCUACCCCAGGUAGAUUGAUCGACAUGUUGGAAAUCAACAAGACUAACUUGAAGAGAGUCACCUACUUGGUGCUUGACGAAGCAGACAGAAUGUUGGAUAUGGGUUUCGAACCCCAAAUCAGAAAGAUUGUCGACCAGAUUAGACCUGACAGACAAACUCUGAUGUGGUCCGCUACCUGGCCUAAGGAAGUGCAACAAUUGGCUGCCGAUUACUUGCACGAUCCUAUUCAGGUCAACGUCGGUUCUUUGGAAUUGGCUGCUUCCCACACUAUCAAGCAAAUCGUCGAAGUCGUCAGUGAGAUGGACAAGCGUGAUCGUUUGAUGAAAUACCUAGAGAUGGCCUCCGAGGACAAGGACUCGAAGAUCUUGAUUUUCGCUUCCACCAAGAGAGCUUGUGACGAUGUCACCAGAUAUCUAAGAGAGGACGGAUGGCCAGCUUUGGCCAUCCAUGGUGACAAAGCUCAAAACGAGCGUGACUGGGUUUUACAGGAGUUCAGAACAGGAAGAUCUCCUAUCAUGGUGGCAACUGAUGUUGCCGCUAGAGGUAUUGACGUCAAGGGUAUCAAUUUCGUCAUCAACUUCGAUAUGCCAGGUAACAUCGAAGACUAUGUGCACAGAAUCGGUAGAACCGGUAGAGCCGGUGCCAGCGGUACAGCUGUCUCAUUCUUCACUGAUGCUAACAAGGGUCUAGGUGCUCAAUUGAUCAGCAUCAUGAGAGAAGCCAACCAAGAGGUGUCUCCAGAAUUGAGCAGAUUUGACAGAAGACAGCACGGCGGUCACCCAAGAUAUGGCCGUGGUGGUUUUGGAGGUCGCGGCCGUGGUCGUGGCGGUUACGGUGGCCGUGGCGGUCGCGGUGGCCGUGGUGGUUACGGUGGUAACAGACAGAGUGACGGUGGAUGGGGAAGCAGAGGUGGUAACAGAAACAUGGGUUAUUAA